GGCGGAGUUAGUUUCGUUUCGGCUUAGCCUUCCGGGGAUGGCGUGAGCCCGUUGCACGGAUCGGGAAACUGAGGCCCGAACGUUAAGGGAACUGCGGGGACGCGCUGUUAGGAGGCGGCAGAGCUGGUGGUAACCUGACCCGUGGGAUUUCAAAGUUAAAGCCCUUUUCCCACGGCCACACGGCUUCGUGGGACUUUAUGGAAAUAUUGAAAAUAACUGCGGUACCAUUGUCAGUCCCUUCUCACCUCGGGCCGGACGUCGCUAGUGGACGCGCCGGCCCCGAGUCCCUUCCGGCGGCCGCCAGACAGACCCCCGACAGCCUAACUCGGCGUCCGUAUCGCCGUCGGGGCGGCUGAAGUCGGAGCUUUCUGUGGAGCUUGUUAGGCAGAGGCACCUCGACUGUGGCUUUUGGACCACACUUCGGAUUCACCCGGGCAGAUGAUUAAAAAUGCCGGUUUCGGGACCCGCCCUGUUCCCAUGGAAUUAGUCUGGAGCUUGGGCCCCGGAGUCUGCAUGUCUAAUAAGCGUCCCUGGGGUUACCAAGGCACCCCAAAGUUUAAAAGUCACUCGGUGUUGGAGGAUUUUUAGACAGACGCGAUACUACAAGUACUACUAAUGACCUAUUUUAGAAUGACCCAGAUAAUCGCAGUGUGACUUUAUAGCCACAGGUCAAUGUGGAUAUGUGCAAACUAGGGAAGCUCCUGAUCUUGGGUAGAGAGGAAGCAACUUUGUCAUUGAUUUGAGAAUUCAAGUAGGACUCUUUUGACUAAGUGUUCAAUACUAUAGAAUCUUUACACACUUGUGAAUAUAUUUCCUAGAAUUCAUAACUACUUCUAGUUGUCCUUGUUUUUGUAGCCAUCUGGGACGCUGAAUUUCCAGGAGUAUGCUGCUGCUGUUCCGCUUUGCGUCCUCGCUACAAACGCCUGGUGGACAACAUAUUCCCUGAAGAUCCAAAAGUAAUUUGAUCUACAUCUACUGAUCCUUCUCUUUGCUGACCCAUUCUGCCCCCCGCUGACCUCCUUAAGGAUGGCCUUGUGAAAGCUGAUAUGGAGAAAUUGACAUUUUAUGCAGUAUCUGCUCCAGAGAAACUGGAUCGAAUUGGUUCUUACCUGGCAGAAAGGUUGAGCAGGGAUGUUGUCAGACAUCGUUCUGGGUAUGUUUUGAUUGCUAUGGAGGCACUGGACCAACUUCUCAUGGCUUGCCAUUCUCAAAGCAUUAAGCCAUUUGUAGAAAGCUUUCUUCAUAUGGUGGCAAAGCUGCUGGAAUCGGGGGAACCAAAGCUUCAAGUUCUUGGAACAAAUUCUUUUGUCAAAUUUGCAAAUAUUGAAGAAGACACACCAUCCUAUCACAGACGUUAUGACUUUUUUGUGUCUCGAUUCAGUGCCAUGUGCCAUUCCUGUCAUAGUGAUCCAGAAAUACGAACAGAGAUACGAAUUGCUGGAAUUAGAGGUAUUCAAGGUGUGGUUCGCAAAACAGUCAACGAUGAACUUCGGGCCACCAUUUGGGAACCUCAGCAUAUGGAUAAGAUUGUUCCAUCCCUCCUGUUUAACAUGCAAAAGAUAGAAGAAGUUGACAGUCGCAUAGGCCCUCCUUCUUCUCCUUCUGCAACUGACAAAGAAGAGAAUCCUGCUGUGCUGGCUGAAAACUGUUUCAGAGAACUGCUGGGUCGAGCAACUUUUGGGAAUAUGAAUAAUGCUGUUAGACCAGUUUUUGCGCAUUUAGAUCAUCACAAACUGUGGGAUCCCAAUGAAUUUGCAGUUCACUGCUUUAAAAUUAUAAUGUAUUCCAUUCAGGCUCAGUAUUCUCACCAUGUGAUCCAGGAGAUUCUAGGACACCUUGAUGCUCGUAAAAAAGAUGCUCCCCGGGUUCGAGCAGGUAUUAUUCAGGUUCUGUUAGAGGCUGUCGCCAUUGCUGCUAAAGGUUCCAUAGGUCCGACAGUGCUGGAAGUCUUCAAUACCCUUUUGAAACAUCUGCGUCUCAGCGUUGAAUUCGAAGCAAAUGAUUUACAGGGGGGAUCUGUAGGCAGUGUCAACUUAAAUACAAGUUCCAAAGACAAUGAUGAGAAGAUUGUGCAGAAUGCUAUCAUCCAAACAAUAGGAUUUUUUGGAAGUAACCUACCAGAUUAUCAGAGGUCAGAAAUCAUGAUGUUCAUUAUGGGGAAAGUACCUGUCUUUGGAACAUCUACCCAUACUUUGGAUAUCAGUCAACUAGGGGAUUUGGGAACCAGGAGAAUUCAGAUAAUGUUGCUGAGAUCUUUGCUUAUGGUGACCUCUGGAUAUAAAGCGAAGACGAUUGUUACUGCACUGCCAGGGUCUUUCCUGGAUCCUUUGUUAUCACCAUCUCUCAUGGAGGACUAUGAACUGAGACAGUUGGUCUUGGAAGUAAUGCAUAAUCUCAUGGAUCGUCAUGACAAUAGGGCAAAGCUUCGAGGGAUCAGAAUAAUACCGGAUGUAGCUGACCUAAAGAUAAAGAGAGAAAAAAUUUGUAGACAAGACACAAGUUUCAUGAAAAAGAAUGGGCAACAGCUGUAUCGGCACAUAUAUUUGGGUUGUAAAGAGGAAGACAACGUUCAGAAAAACUAUGAACUACUUUAUACUUCUCUUGCUCUUAUAACUAUUGAACUGGCUAAUGAAGAAGUAGUUAUUGAUCUCAUUCGACUGGCCAUUGCUUUACAGGACAGUGCAAUUAUCAAUGAGGAUAAUUUGCCAAUGUUCCAUCGUUGUGGAAUCAUGGCACUGGUUGCAGCAUACCUCAACUUUGUAAGUCAGAUGAUAGCUGUCCCUGCAUUUUGCCAGCAUGUUAGCAAGGUUAUUGAAAUUCGAACUAUGGAAGCCCCUUAUUUUCUACCAGAGCAUAUCUUCAGAGAUAAGUGCAUGCUUCCAAAAUCUUUAGAGAAGCAUGAAAAAGAUUUGUACUUUCUGACCAACAAGAUUGCAGAGUCGCUAGGUGGAAGUGGAUAUAGUGUUGAGAGAUUGUCAGUUCCAUAUGUACCACAAGUAACAGAUGAAGAUCGACUUUCUAGAAGAAAAAGCAUUGUGGACACCGUAUCCAUUCAGGUGGAUAUUUUAUCCAACAAUGUUCCUUCUGAUGAUGUGGUUAGUAACACUGAAGAAAUCACUUUUGAAGCAUUGAAGAAAGCAAUUGAUACCAGUGGAAUGGAAGAACAGGAAAAGGAAAAGAGGCGUCUUGUGAUAGAGAAAUUUCAGAAAGCACCUUUUGAAGAAAUAGCAGCACAGUGUGAAUCCAAAGCAAAUUUGCUUCAUGAUAGACUUGCCCAAAUAUUGGAACUCACCAUACGUCCUCCUCCCAGUCCAUCAGGAACCCUGACCAUUACUUCUGGGCAUGCCCAAUACCAAUCUGUCCCAGUCUAUGAGAUGAAGUUUCCAGAUCUGUGUGUGUACUGAUCGGCUCAUGAAGACCUCAGCAUAUGAUUUGUAAAGCCUAAAAAUUAAGGCCAAGCUGAGCUUUCAGGGUUUACUUAAUGUGUAUUAACAUACUUCUUGAAAAUAAUGAUGGAACAUAUCUUUAACCAAAUGCUUGGCAUACCAUAUUAGAAGUUUUGGAGCUAUAUAUAAUUUCGAGUACUUUCGAAGAUAGAUUUAUGCCAUGUUAAUUUGCUUUGAGGUUCCUGUUGCCUUUUUAAGUUGAACAUGUUUUGGUUUCACUUUAUUCCACUGUUAAGUAGUAUAUUUUAAACUUUUCACAAAUGUAAUGUUUUUUAAAAAGUAAGCCUUCAGAGGAUUGAAACUGUAUAAAUUGUUUAUCUCUUAAGCAUCUACACAGCCUUUUAGAUGUAGAAUUUUUGUUGUUGUUUUCUACAAAGGCAGAUACAUUUAAAUAUAUUCCUAGUCCUGGGGCUGCAAAACUGUUCGGUGGCUUUUUGUCCCCAUGCUUUAGAUAAGCUGGGAUAGGCACCCUGCUAUUCAGUUACUAUAAUAAUAUGUGAUAGGCAUUCCUCAUCUUCUUCACAAUAAUAGGACAUCUGUUGAAUAGCAUUCCUCGAAUAUAACCCUAAAAACGCCAUACUUUAAAUUGUCUGGUUCCUGUAAUAUUGUGUUUCCUGCCAAGAGUUUGACCAUUCUGCUUGAGAAGUGUAGAGCUUACUCUUGGAGUACCAAACUGUGCAAUAUUUUUACAUCAUAAGAUGUAUUAGUUUACAGGCUGUGCUUUGAAAUUAUAGUAGUAUUUUGCUGUGGCUCCAUUAAUUAAAUGAGAUAUAUAUUUAGUGCAGAAAAAAGACAUUUAAAACAGCUAUUAGUUCACCUGUGAAGAGUCUGUACAUUUUGAUUUCUAUUAAGAGCACAUUUAUUUACAUUUGUAUAUUGUUUUAAAUCCUCAUAGUCAAAAAAUUCUCCAGAUGGACUUUUAAUUUGUAAGAUUUGAACUGUGACUUGUAUACAUCUGUUUAGAAUCAAUUAUAUUAUAUUUGAAAAGCUGCCUGUGUUUUAACAGUCAAGUAUGCUAAAGUUUGUCAAUUUAAGCUGCUUUUGAUUUCAGCUACCAAGAUCACAGGUGCACUCUACACAUAACACUGACAGACCCAUAACAUUACAUACAUCUUAGUGAAUUCUAUCACAUGGUAAAAUGAACAGCUUUCUGUGUAACUCAUAAAAUUCUCUUAGGACAUUUUUAUAAAGUCACCUGUUUAUAGUUCUAUCUUUUCAGAUUCCAUUUCUUUUUACAUAAAACAGCAUACAUAUCAAAAACUGUAGCUUAGAAUACAGUUUAAUUUUUGGCUUUUGUUUUUGUUUAAAAAAUUGCAGUGAAGAAUGGGAUGUUUGUGUUUAUGGCUAUUUGGGCACCUUUAGUAGAAACAGACAAAAGUAAGGAAACGAUAAUAGGACAAGCAUACUUGAAAAUUUCUGAAUACUUAAACAAAAGCGCAACAUCUUGAAAACCAGUCUAGUCAUUGAAGCCUAUGAAAUGACACUGAAAGAUCCUGGGCUGCUUCUUAAAUAAAUGUAGAUCAGCAAGACUUGUUUCAGAGUGACAGUGGAGUCGUUACCACUGGAGGACUAAAGGGCCCUGUGGCAGUUGUCACUGGAACUUUGCCUCUUGAUCAGGAAAAAUGCUUCACCAGUCAGUAAAGCCAAGUUGUAUUUUUUUUAUUGCCCUUUUUUCCUUCUGUAUUUUUAAAGAAGGAUGUUAAUUUUUGACUAUACAUUUUAAAAAAAUCUAAGCAGGGGGACAUGCAAAAACAAUCAUCAUCCACUUGGAUGUCAUUUUAUAGAUUAACACUGUGUGCUUUUGUAUGGAAAAAAUAUAUAUAAUUUAAUAGUAUAAAAAAUAAAAUAUAUAUUCAUUUGCACUUAUGUGAAACACAAACUUUGCUCUACAAAAUUUCGUGUUUCUUAGUGAUUUUAAAAUGCAUGUAUUGCAUGUAAAGGAAAACCAUUACAAUUAAUGUUUAUCACACCUUUAUCUUGGUCUUUGUUGAUUUGGGUUUUGUUGGGGUUUUUGUUACUGUUUUUAAAUUACAGUAGGCUUCUAUAUAUCCUGGAUUUCUGAACUGGUCUUGUUGACAAGGAUUCCCAAGAAAUGGAUCUUUUCACUGGCUGACUCUCCCAUAUCUGCAAGAGAUUCUGCAGGAACUGGGUGUGCACACGGUGUUGUAGCCAGUUCAGGUACUGAAUAUUUAGGAUUUGAUGAAGUUCACUGUAUUGCUAUAUUUUUGUAGAUAAAUAAAACUCAAUAAAUUGUUAAUCAUU
Pan troglodytes (chimpanzee) is the source of this 5708-nucleotide messenger RNA. RefSeq names its product EFR3 homolog A (gene EFR3A). The record is from RefSeq and is a predicted model, not a curated record. NCBI's taxonomy places the organism in Eukaryota, Metazoa, Chordata, Mammalia, Primates, Hominidae. Gene Ontology annotation, cellular component: plasma membrane. Gene Ontology annotation, biological process: protein localization to plasma membrane. The transcript has 23 exons. The coding region runs from base 1047 to 3404 and encodes 785 amino acids.